Molecule: messenger RNA, 789 nt
Organism: Chrysochloris asiatica (Cape golden mole)
Lineage: Eukaryota; Metazoa; Chordata; Mammalia; Afrosoricida; Chrysochloridae
Product: 40S ribosomal protein S6-like
Exons: 2
Coding region: 1-789 (262 amino acids)
Biological process (GO): translation
Cellular component (GO): ribosome
Molecular function (GO): structural constituent of ribosome
Source: RefSeq, a predicted model, not a curated record
AUGAAGUUGAACAUCUCCUUCCCAGCCACUGGAUGCCAGAAACUCAUUGAAGUGGACGAUAAAUGCAAGCUUCAUACCUUUUAUGAGCAACGAAGAGCCACAGAAGUAGCUGCUGACUCACUGGGUGAUGAGUGGAAGGGUGAUGUUGUCUGCAUCAGUGAUGGGAAUGACAAGCAAGGUUUUCCCAUGAAGCAGGGAUUCUUGACCCAUGGUCAUGUCUGCCUGCUUCUGAGUAAGGGGCAUUCCUGUUACAGACUAAGGAGAACUGGCGAAAGAAAGUGCAAAUCUGUUCAGGGUUUCAUUGUGAGUGCCAAUUUGAGUGUUCUCAACUUGUUUAUUGUAAAAAAAAAAAAAAAAAAAAAAAAGAGAGAGAGAGAGAAACAUAUCCCAGGACUGACUGAUACAACUGUGCCUUGUCACCUGGGGCCCAAGAGAGCUAGCAAAAUCUGCAAAUUGUUUAAUAUCUCUAAAGAAGAUGAAGGAGCUCUGCAUAUUGUGAGAAAGCCACUGAACAAAGAAGGCAAGAAAUGCAGGACCAAAGCGCCCAAGAUUCAACAUCUUGUUACUCCAUGUAUCCUGCAACACAAGCGUCGGGGUAUUGCUCUGAAGAAACACACUAAGAAAAAUAAGGAGGUUGCAGAAUAUGCCAAGCUUUUGGCCAAGAGGAUGAAGGAGGCCAAAGGAAAACGUCAGAAACAGAUUGCCAAGAGACAGAGGUGGUCCUUUCUGAGCACUUCUACCUCCAAUUUGGAAUCCAGUAAAAAAUACAUUUCUAUGUGUGACAAAUAA